This is a messenger RNA of Dracunculus medinensis (Guinea worm), 3969 nucleotides long. The record is from the annotation of a GenBank genome assembly. NCBI's taxonomy places the organism in Eukaryota, Metazoa, Nematoda, Chromadorea, Rhabditida, Dracunculidae.
AUGGAUUCGGCGGUUGACCGUACGGCAAAUAAUGUUUUUGAUGAUACUGCGCAUAAUGAACUUUUGCUUCUUAUCCAACAUUAUUUAUCUCAAGGGCCUUGCAAACGAGCUGCUAAAGUCCUCAGGGAUGAAAUCCAACGUAUUCAGUUACUGCCAGCACGUUUUGAUUUUACUGGUGCCAGUCAUUCUCGUGAUAUCAAUGAAUAUGAACGAUUAUUGCCAAAUUUUCGUUCAUCAAUUGUUUCAUAUUUCGAGCGUUUGUUUGCAUUGGUCAAUGAAUCAGUUCCUCCAAUAGUUCGCCAUCUACCUCUUCGUCUUUUCUCAAGCGCUGCUCUUUCGCUAAAUCGAACAGAUGGUGCUCUUUUACCCGAAUUUUAGUUAUUGAAACGAAAGCCAUUAAUGUACGAUGCAGUUGCAAUCAACUCAGCUGUGUCAGUUGAUUCUGUGAAACUGCUUGCAGCUCGUGAAUUAUUAGGGCGUCGUAAUUCGAUGGAAUCUUUGGAAUUGCAUUGUCGUAUUUGUGGUCAUCUUUCAUCAAUUUUCUGUGUUACAUUUGACCGCACUGGUCUUUUUGUUAUAACAGGCGCAGAUGAUCAUUUGGUCAAAGUUUGGUCAGUAAUGACUGGUUUGCUACGAUUUACUCUACGUGGUCAUUCUUCGGAGAUUUCAGAUAUGUCAGUUUCCCAUGACAAUACUUUAUUAGCGACGGGCUCUGUUGAUAAAUCAGUAAGAAUUUGGAAUCUACAGACAGCAGCUACAAUAACAGUUUUCUAUGCCCACAGUGCUACAGUAACUCUCGUUUUUUUUUCUCCAUUUAUUUCUGGUAAUCGAAGAUAUUUGGUAUCAACUGGAGGUGACUGCGUUGUUAAUUUCUUUGCCUAUAAUGCAGAAAAUCAUUUAUUUGACGUUUCACCAGUUUCCUUUAAUGAAAGAAUGUCGCAAGGUGCACGUAUUAUAAGUUCGUCCCAUAGUGUUGGUGGGAAUUUCGUGGUUAUGGGUGACACACAUCGUUUUGUUCGAAUCUAUAAAAUGGCUAGCGAUGGAAUUGAAAAAUGUUUUGAAAUAGAGGCUCAUAAGGAUAGAGUUGAUUCAUUGGUCUGGGCUCAUUCAGGAUUGCAGUUUGCAAGUGGUAGUCGUGAUGGGACUGCAAGAGUUUGGAAAUUCUCUUGCAAUGAAUGGGAAUCCUUAGUUUUGAGUAUUGAUGAUACGAAGAAAAAUGCAAAUGGGCGAGGCUCUUAUCGAGUAAUAAUGUUAUGUUGGUCGUUGGAGGAUGAUAUGAUUAUAACAUCAGGCACUGACCAUAUUUUGCAUUUAUGGUGCCCUAAAACUGGAGCAUCAAAAGGGCUAUUAAUUGGUCAUAAAGAUGAUGCAUAUGUUCUUUUUUCGCAUCCAGUUUACCGCGAAUACAUUAUAAGUGCUGGACAUGAUGGCUUUCUAAUAGUAUGGAAUAUCUACAAAGAAAAUAUCGUUAGAAAACAUCAAAAUAUGAUUGAAGGUAUCGGUUACGGAGCCUUUUUUGAUUGUGCAAUUUCCCCUGAUGGUACAAUUAUUGCCGCCGUGGAUGCUCAAGGUCAUCUAUCAGUGUAUGGUGUUGGUACGAACCAACUCGCAAAAACUACCCCUAAAGAACAAUUUUACCAUACUGAUUAUAUGACUUUGAUUAUGGAUGAAGAUGGCUUCUGUCUAGAUGAAGAAUUGGGUUUACCUCCACAUUUGAUGCCUCCACCAAUUUUUGUGAAUGCAGAUGGCAAUCCAUAUCCCGCUUUAUACCAGCGUUUAGUGCCUGGACGUGACAUACUCAUUGAUUCGUCAUUGAAUGAAGUUUUGGAAUCAGCCUGGAUGUCAAGAAUGAUGGUUCAGUCUUUACCUGUAUCAACAAUUACCAUUGAAAUUGAACGUUUGAAACAACUACAAGAGUGGGAAUGUCGGAAUAUUGAAAAGGAAUGUGCAAGAAAGAAACCAUCAGUAGGAUUGCGCAUGGAAAGAUCUCCACAGUAUUUAAAUCGAGAUGCACCAGUUAGGAGACGGAAUAGUGCUUCACGUCGCAUUUCAGUCGCACAACAAGCUUCUCUGCAACAAACGAAUGUAACAGAAACUUAUGAAACGAAUGCAGAAAUAGCAGCUGAAGAGGUUGAAAUUGAUGAAAUUAUUUCCUCGUCAUCGUCAGAAGAUUAUACGUAUAGUUCAGUUUCUCCUCGCGAUGAACAUUCUGCAUCAUCAACAACUUCUUCUGAAGCUGACUUAAGUGAAGAUGAUGAUAGCUUUGCCGAUGAUAGUGACUACCAUGAACCGUCAUCUCGUAGCCUAAAUCGUCCCAAAAGAAAAGGACAUAAAACAAAUAUACCAGAAUUUACUGAAACAAGACGAAGAUCAUCCAGGAAACGUCGAAAUGUUGUUGUUAUUGAAGAUGAUAAUGACGAAAUCCAACUUGACAUUCUAAAUUCCGAUCAGCCGCAAUCCUCAAACCAAGAUUUUAAUAGGAUAGCAAUUCCAAUGAACGAUGCCUGUAUUGGUAAAGUUCGACGAAAAGUACAAGGAGAAAUGGUUCAAUUUCCGGAGUGGAUGCGCAUUGUUAAACCAUGUCGUUUUCCCUAUAUAGCUCAAAUUGGCGAUAAAGUCGUAUACUUUAGACAAGGUAAUACUGCCGUUGAAAUGCUUCAACUUUAUCCCGUUACACAGCGUAUGCGCCCUUUAGCGGAGCUUAACGCGGAAGAAUUCUGUGACGUUGUCGAGGUAAAAUAUUCGAGAAAACCAUAUCGCUUGACUGCUUUAAAAUUGCAUCGACUGGAAGAAAAUGGCACCCAAACGGGAUUUGUCUUUUCCGUGAAGUUUCACGAUAUGGAUAAUGUUCCAGAUUUUAUAAUUCUCCGCAGUUUAUACGAUAGAUCUGUGUCCCAUCGAUAUCAUCCAGGUAGUCGAAUAGAAACUAUCUUGGAUAACCAUUGGUGGACAGGAACUAUCGAUAAAAAAGAAGCUGAAGAUGAAGAAAAUUACCCAAGGUCAAAUUGGUACUGCAUUAUAGUUAAGUGGGAUACUGGUGAGGACGAAAGAAUGAGUCCGUGGGAUGUAGAUCCACAGCAACCAGGUCGUCGCUCAGGUAUUGCAACAGAAAAAGAUUUGAUUGCUUUUGCCCAGCAACCCGUUUCCGAUAUAGAAUGGCCCGAUAAUCCGAGAGGAUUUGAUGGCUAUUUAGAACGUUUUCUAGAGGCAGUAAGGGAAUUAGAAAGGAAACCUGAAUUACGUCCUUUUAUUUCACCUGUUAAUCUAAGCAAAUAUCCGGAAUAUAUCAGAAAUGUCGAUUAUCCAGUUGAUGUUGAUACAAUUAUGAUGCGAAUGGUUAAUAGAUUUUACAGACGUUUGUUAAGUCUGGAACAGGAUAUUCGCUACAUCGCGAUUAAUGCCAAUAUUUUCAACGAACCUGGAAGCGAAAUCGUACAUAAUGCUCGAGUGCUUGUGGAAUGCCUUAUCAGAUAUCUUAAGUUCCAGUUCAUUGGAUUGAUUAACAAAUUUUAUAGAAAUACUGAAUAUUCUGAUGUUCAAGAACUUUUCGAUGAACUAAAAAAUGGACCGAUUACCGAACUUAAGGAAUUCAAUCAUCAUAUAAAUAAAGAGCUUUCUGUACAAUCUAAAGGUGGAAGAAUUAAUAGACAGCGUAAAAAUUCGUUAGGCAGUGCGUCAUCUAACAGUAGUUUACAGUGGUUUAAUGAUUGUGAAAGAAUUAUGAGGAAUCUUGUUUCUUUGGAUAGAGCAUCUCAUUUUGUGUGGGAUGAAAAUGAUCAGAAUAAAGAAACAUUACGAUCUUUAUGUGAUGAUGGUUGCAUUGAUUUAAAGAAAAUGUUGGAGAAAAUAAUAUCAAUGAUUUAUACAAGUCCUCUUGAAUUAGUUGCCGACUUCAAGCAUUUAAUGGAAACGUACCGAAAUGUUCUCGAUGAUAAACGUAGUACAGUCAGUCAUUUGGUUUUUUCCUAG